This is a messenger RNA of Contarinia nasturtii (swede midge), 793 nucleotides long. Its product is annotated as ninjurin-1. Gene Ontology annotation, biological process: tissue regeneration; cell adhesion. The record is from RefSeq and is a predicted model, not a curated record. The transcript is spliced from 4 exons. Bases 241 to 771 code for a protein of 176 amino acids. NCBI's taxonomy places the organism in Eukaryota, Metazoa, Arthropoda, Insecta, Diptera, Cecidomyiidae. Gene Ontology annotation, cellular component: membrane.
GAGUGAAAACCAUAUCAUGACGUGACCGCAACAUUAUCAAAUCAGAUCUUUGAAUAUUAAUAAGACAUACUUGAUCGCAAACAGAUUCAGUUCUUAAAAAAAUCUCGAACAAAUAGCAGGAAAAUUUUAUCGUUAAAAUUUAAAGAAACGAGACUAAACUUAUUCAACGACGAAGCGUAGGGAAUUGGUACUGGUAAUUGAAGUGUGACACAAGUGAAACAUUUUUGAUAAAAGAAGAAAAUGAUUGAAUCGACAGACAUUGUUCCAAUUCCAACAACCCAUGAAAAUGACUCGGCUACAGCUGAGUCCAAAUCAGUUGAGAUACCUCUUGAUGUCAUGAAUGCCCCUGAAAAUAAAUCAACCAGCUUGGAUACCACAGAUCAAGGAUGUGUUAAAUGCAAAGUAACGGACAUAUCCUUGUCGUUGUCGUCUGAAGAAGAUGAUACAGAACAUGGAAUUCCACUAGAUAUGGAUAAAAAGUCGAAUAGACAGUAUAAAGGCAUGAUGGAUAUUGCAUUGCUCACCGCAAAUGCGAAUCAAUUACGAUUUUUGAUAACUUACAAUUCAAAAGAAAAGACAUUCAUCUUCAGUGCUACGUUGAUAAUUCUAUCGUUAAUCAUUCAAGUUGCUGUUGGAAUAGGAACAAUUUAUAAGCGUUACGUGAAGAAAAAAGGCAAAAAAUGUAAAGCAGAAAAAGUGAACAGUCUAGUGAUUUGUGGGGUAUUCUGUUUGGCAUUUUUAAAUGUUCUCAUUGUAUCGUUUACAGCUUAAUAAAACUCAAAUACAAAAACCA